AUAUAAUUUUGCUUAAUGAAUAAAAUUCAAUGUAAUCAUAUUUUUCAUCAACCGAUGAUGGUUAAAAAUGUUAAAGCGUGUUCAGCGAAACGCUGAGUAAACAAAACAUGUUCUGAACAAGAUAAGGAAUUAUUCCAAAUUACGGCAAAAUCUCAGCAGCUUUACAGCACAAAAACCAGUUUUAUUGUAAUGAUUUUUAAACGAAUUAAUAAUUAAGUGUGCCAAUAGUAACUUCUAAGUCUAAUGUGCAAAUUCAAUAUGGAUUUCCAAUAUUAUCUGUUAAGUUUUCUGCUGCUAAACGCAGCAACGUCAUUAGCCGAUGACAAAGCCUGGAACGGUAAAUGGUUUCCCAAUCCUCCGAGUGGAUCGACCACACAACCUAACAGUACAACGUCGACGGUAACAACUGAGAAAACAACAAUUACCACCCUUGGCGCUUCCGCCUCCACCCCCGCUGCUUCCGUUCAGCGAGUUCCGAUGGGUAUCCGGGAUCCGGACUGCGACGAUGCCCAACACAAUCUGGCCAUCGACUUUGAUCCGUACGAUGUUCGCCACUCGACCGUUCACAUGUGCCUAGAUCAUCGCCGGGACUACCGUGGGGAUUACAAUAUGGAACCGCUUAUUACUCUGCAACAGGUUCCCGCUGUCUACGUGGCCAUUCACAAAUGCAUCAACACCACGAUACAGUACGACGAACGGAUACCGACGUUUGGCACUCAUCGGCCAUUGUGGCCACGCUACGGCGAAUACAAAUACGUUCCACCUCAGCGUUGGUUGCACACCAGCGAGCAUGGUGGCAUCAUUGCCCUGUAUCAUCCGUGUGCCAAUAAACAUCAGGUGGAGCAGUUUAAAGCGAUCGUCAAAUCUUGCCUUUAUCGACAUGUGAUUAGCGCAUCGGAUCUCCCUAGCAGGGAUCGACCGUUUGCCGUCGUGGCCUGGGGUGCGCUUCUGGAAUUUUCGGUACUAGAACGUGAGGUGGUGGAAGAUUUCAUCCGGGAGCAUGCUCUGAGGGGUCCGGAGCAGACGGCCCGCGAUGGUCAGUACGAUCAUUUGCUGCUGGAACCGGCUCAAAUCGUGUCGACCCUCGAUGACGAAGUGCUGUGCCCCAAGCACAGACGAAGGGAUUAACUUGUUGAGGACAUUCAAUUUAAUUACUGCCCUCUUUAACAGUGCAACUUGGACAGUUUGAAACUUUUCCAAGUUAUGAGACAGUGAAUGGGAAUUUUUUUCGCCGAAUGUCUACCAUUAGUGAUAUUUCCAGUAAAUUUUUUAUCCAAUCAUUUUAUAUACUGACCUUUACUAAAGAAGAACAAUAUUUAAUAAUUUAA
Molecule: messenger RNA, 1328 nt
Organism: Uranotaenia lowii
Lineage: Eukaryota; Metazoa; Arthropoda; Insecta; Diptera; Culicidae
Exons: 3
Coding region: 244-1128 (294 amino acids)
Cellular component (GO): cytoplasm
Source: RefSeq, a predicted model, not a curated record